Molecule: messenger RNA, 234 nt
Organism: Penicillium argentinense
Lineage: Eukaryota; Fungi; Ascomycota; Eurotiomycetes; Eurotiales; Aspergillaceae
Exons: 1
Coding region: 1-234 (77 amino acids)
Source: RefSeq, a predicted model, not a curated record
AUGGCUUUGUUCCCGCUGCCCGAAUUCAGCGCCGAGCAGGUCCGCGCCUACGUGGCUCAGCUCCUCGUGGACCAGCACGACGCCGAUGCCGAGUUCGCCCAACGUGCCGCCGAUCUCUGGAAGAUGGGCCGUGGUGUCGACUUUCGCUACUCUACCUGGCUAGCAUUGGAUCGCGAGUUUCGUGCUGUUUUUGGCGAUGACCUUGGAUCCUUUAUCUACCGAGCAGUCCAGUAG